Molecule: messenger RNA, 2283 nt
Organism: Xyrauchen texanus (razorback sucker)
Lineage: Eukaryota; Metazoa; Chordata; Actinopteri; Cypriniformes; Catostomidae
Product: magnesium transporter NIPA2-like
Exons: 6
Coding region: 215-1438 (407 amino acids)
Biological process (GO): magnesium ion transport
Cellular component (GO): membrane
Molecular function (GO): magnesium ion transmembrane transporter activity
Source: RefSeq, a predicted model, not a curated record
GCUGUGGUGCUUCCUAGCAGUGUGAAGAUACGCGCGUGGAUGGCACUGUUGCAAAACGUUUAUUAGGACAGUUGCAAAUGAAGCAAAUGUGCAGUCCUACAGAAAAAAUAUAUAUAUCCUAGAUUAUAUAAAAAAACAAAAAACAUUUAGUUUUGUUUUUGAAUGGCUUCAUUUCGAUAAGUUCUACCCGUCGUUUGGGGAAGUGGGAAAUACAAUGAAAGACGUAUAUCUGCCAUCCGAUUCAUGUAUAAAUGGCUCAGUCAUAAGAAUUUUCUGUCCCACGUCCACCUCUGUUUGUAUUUUUGACACGGGACUUGGAAACACAUCUUUUAGUGAAGGUUACUCCAAUGUAAACUCUACAGUCAACAAAGCAGCACUAGCCAUCGACAAAUGGAGCAACUACAAUUUCUGGACCGGCUUGACACUGGCCAUACUCUCAUCUUUCCUGAUAGGAGGAAGUGUUAUUCUGAAAAAGAAGGCACUACUGCGUCUGGCCAACACUGGGGAGAUGAGGGCAGCUGAGGGAGGCCAUGGUUACCUCAAGGACUGGCUGUGGUGGGGUGGCCUUUUGACCAUGGGUGGAGGUGAGGCAGCAAACUUUGCUGCAUACAUGUUUGCUCCAGCCACUGUGGUAACACCAUUAGGAGCUCUCAGUGUUCUUAUCAGUGCAGUGCUGUCCUCUCACUUGUUCGGAGAAACAAUGAAUCUUCUGGGAAAACUUGGCUGUAUGCUCAGCAUAUUGGGAAGUACUACAAUGGUUAUACAUGCACCUGAAGAGGAAGAGGUGACAACUCUUAAAGAAAUGACAUACAAAUUGCUUGACCCUGGUUUUCUGGUGUUUGCCGGCAUCCUGCUGGUAACUUGUUUGAUCCUCAUCUUCCAUUUCUCUCCUCGCUUUGGUCAAACCAACAUUUUAAUUUACAUCAGCAUCUGCUCUUUGCUCGGAGCUUUUACUGUGUCCUCAGUCAAGGGACUUGGCAUUGCGAUACGCUCCGCCUUCUCUGACCAUUUUGUGGUCCGUCACCCUCUCACCUGGAUCCUUUUGCUUACCUUAAUUGGAUCCAUCAUCAUCCAGGUCAACUAUCUUAACAAGUCAUUGGACACCUUCAAUACGCUCCUGGUCUACCCCAUCUACUACGUCUUCUUCACUACCGUGGUCCUGAGCACCUCCAUAAUUCUGUUUAAAGAGUGGGGAGCCAUGUCAGGAGUAGAUGUGGUGGGCACUAUUGGGGGCUUCUUGGUGAUAGUGAUUGGAGUGAGCAUGCUGCACCUCUUCAAAGAUUUGGAUGUGUGCUUUGAAGAUUUGAGAAGCAACCUCUGUCAGCCAUUAGGUCAGGAGAGCCCAUCAAAGAGGGAGGACAAGCACAUCCUCAUUGAAAACAUAGAGUGCCUGCCACCCAUGAGAGACGAAGGCCCCAGAGUUUUUAUUAUCAGCUGAGCGGUGCAGAAUGGUCUGAAUUUGCAAGCAUGAAUUAUGGAUUUGCAGUUUGUAGUUUUUACUAUCCUAAUUUGUAAUUUCCUCUGCUGAAGGCUGUUGUAUUAUGAGGCAGCAAUUUGUAUUGACUGCUGCUGAGUACCAUUCCUAAUGAGGCAGAAAUGUUUCUGUAACACAAGUUAGAUGCAUUGAUGUUAGAGUUAGAGUUAUCUAACUUCAAUGCAUGUUAGAUGCCUUGAAGUUAGAUAUUUAAUGGAGCACUCUGUAAUGUGUUCCUCAUUAAAAAAAGUUUAACUCCUAAAGACAUGAAUUGCACUUUUGCCAUAUAUCUAGGAAAUCAUGAAGGAAAUCAUGACCACUCACAUGAGAUGAAGACUCCAAUCAUAUCAGUAACCUUAUGAAAACGGUUUUAUUCUACAUGGAGAGGGUCCGUACAUGGGGGAUGCCAUGUUAGAAUCACAUGACCAGCUGAGUACCACUCGCUUAAUCUCAGUAUCUGUCCUGUUAUUUGACACUUUCACUCAUUGAUUAAAGUAAUCCUGGCUGGCUGUGAAUGCUACAUUUCUACAAUGUAAUCUGAAAAUGAAAACUAUUGAUUUUAAAUUAUGCUGCAUCCAAGCCACUAAGUGUCAGUAUCAAAGAUGACACAAAGACAAAAGUUCCUGAGUGCACCUUUCAUUUUGUAAAUAUUAAGUAUUGCAUUUAGAUGAGUCUUUAAGCCACUUUGGAAUUUUUUUAACUGAAUUUAUAAGAUUAAAACAGCAUAUAAAGUAUGUGAUGCAGGAUAACUUGGAAUCUGCUGCAGAUGAAUGUCAGGCUAAGAAGCUGCCCAAAUUAAAAUGCUUUGA